AUGGUGCAGAACAUCCUAGCAUCAGAGAAUCUAACAGAACAUCCUAGCAUCCAAGCAUCUGAGAAUCCAACAAAACAUUUUAACAUCCGAGCAUCUGAGAAGCCAACAGAACAUCCUAGCAUCCGAGCAUCUGAGAAGCCAACACACUUGGACAAGAUGGACCCCAUCUUGGAAACUACCGAAAUUAUCGUGAAAGCAAUGCUCAUCAGAGGAGACUGUUAUAAAAUGGAAGUUGACAAGAUCCUAGAUGUGGGAGCAAUUGAGCAAAUCAAUGUUAAGGCCGAGAGAAUUGUUCAACUAACAGAACAUAUUGAGAUGAAACUAAAAUAUCUGUCAAAUGAGGUAAAGGAGUUGAGGGCAGAGAUGAAGCAGAUGAAGCCACAGAAGUAAAAAAAAAAAAGAAAAUGAUUGUAUAGUAAUAAAAAAAAUCUAUUAAAGACAUAACAUAACAUUGUAGGCAUAUAGUUGUAAAAAAAAAA
Messenger RNA from Strongylocentrotus purpuratus (purple sea urchin), 479 nucleotides. RefSeq lists its product as uncharacterized. The transcript has 3 exons. The record is from RefSeq and is a predicted model, not a curated record. Lineage: Eukaryota; Metazoa; Echinodermata; Echinoidea; Camarodonta; Strongylocentrotidae. The coding region runs from base 1 to 390 and encodes 129 amino acids.